Molecule: messenger RNA, 5407 nt
Organism: Epinephelus fuscoguttatus (brown-marbled grouper)
Lineage: Eukaryota; Metazoa; Chordata; Actinopteri; Perciformes; Serranidae
Gene: arhgap29a
Product: Rho GTPase activating protein 29a
Exons: 23
Coding region: 313-4416 (1367 amino acids)
Biological process (GO): signal transduction; activation of GTPase activity
Cellular component (GO): cytoplasm
Molecular function (GO): GTPase activator activity
Source: RefSeq, a predicted model, not a curated record
ACACACUAAUCACAAGUUACAGCCUACAUCACGGAGAGAGGGGAGGUGAUUGAACUCAGUGGAGCCGGGCAGGACAGUGAGUAGAGAGGGGGACGCGGCUGUGAGACAUCAGGACAGUGGCUGUGGAUUAUUUUGUCUUUCUCAAGACUGAUCACCGGUCGCUUUUACGCCUCAGGAUUUUUUGGGCUGAAAUGUUUCAGGAUCCGACGGCAGAAUCCUUCAUUCCUGUUUCGGUGCAGCGCUGGGUCUGAGAACUGAGCCUAACUGCGGGAUAACAGUCACCAGGCCCAAGGGCCACUGGACCAAUAAAACAUGCUGGCUGCCAUGCUGCGCCAGAGCUCUGGCGGAGGAUCAGGAGGUGGUAGUGGCGGCAGCGGCAACGGCGGCGGCGGCAGUGGUGGCACCAAACUCUCCCUAGGUAUCUCCAGAUUCUCCAGCUCCAGCUUGGGUUCAGCCAGCCCUACCAAUGUGGGCUCUGGGGUGCCGGGCAGGGUCUCCAAGAGUGGCUCGGUGAGCUCAGACAGCCCAGAUAUCCCCACCUCAGACCCAAUCUAUAUUAUGCAGCUGGUCAGCGACGUGCGCAAGUUUGCUGAUGUGCUUCUACAACUCAAAGAAGUUUUCAACUCCAAAGAGCACCAGGACUGCCUUCAUCAGGCGGUGCACGAGCGUCUCGGGGAGCUGCUGCGAGUCCUGAAGGCCAUUAUCAGCAAACACCAGAGCCUCAACUCGGUGGACAUUCUCAGUACUGCUGGAACCGUCAUCGCCACGGUCAAAGGGGUGAACUUUAAGGAGGUGAACGAAGAGAACAAACAGAAGCUGUUCGGAGAGAUCUACACCGCUAUUGACACAUUGGCGUUCACCUUUGGCAAUGUAGUGUCUGACUUCCUUAUGGGAGAUGUAGAGAAUGGAUCAGUUUUGGGGCUCCCCCUAACUAAGAGAAGCAGGUCUUUUGAGAACCUCGCCGUGGAAUCUGGAGGAUCCGGUCCCGAGAAAGAUGAUCCGCCAGGGCCGUCUCCGCCGGUUCGGGCAGAAGAGGUGGACAGGACACUGCAGCGCCAGGACAGCGGGGUGGAGUCGGCGCUGCUCUAUGCCAAGGCCUGGUCCAAGUACACCAAAGAGCUGCUGGCGUGGGUGGAGAAGCGUCUCAAUAUGGAUAUUGAGUGUGCAAAGAGUUACGCCAAAAUGGCUGAAUCUGCCAAGACGCUUGCAAGUCAACAGGAAUUCAUGCCCUUCCGUGAGAUCUACACGACUGCAUUCAAAAAUGACACUGAAUACAGCCAGCUGGUACUUCACACCGCAGCAGUACUCCAAAGCAACAAAUUCAUGCAGCCUCUCCUGGCCCGAAAGAAUGAGCUGGACAAACUACGAAAAGAGGUCAAGGAGCAGUGGCAGAGGGAGCAAAAGAAAAUGAAUGAGGCAGACAGUGCUCUGAGGAAGGCUCGGCUGCUGCAGGCUCAGCGGCAGGAGGAGUAUGAGAAGGCCAAGGUGUCAACCAGCCGCCUGGAGGAGGAGCAGAUCGGUGGAGGAGGAGGCGCAGCGGCGAUCAAACAGCUGGAGAAAAGGCGCAGGCUGGAGGAGGAGGCUCUGCAGAAGGCUGAGGAAGCCAGAGAGCACUGCAAAGCCUGUCAGAUUGAUGUCGGGGACAAGAGGGUCGAUCUGGCCAACACCAAGAGUGUGAUCAUCACUCAAAUCCGAGAGAUGGUCUCCCAGUGCGACCUCACCCUCAAAGCUGUGACGGUCAACUGGUUCCAGCUCCAGCAGGCCCAGGUUGUAUCACUCCCUGUCAACCACCAGAGCCUGUGUGAAAAUGCCAAACUGUACGAGCCGGGCCAGCGCUAUAUCGACUUUGUCAGGAGUCUACCCACUGAUGGGCCUCGUCUGGAGUCCCAUUCGUUUGAUUCAGCUGUCACACAAAACGCAGGAAUGCCUUUCAGCAAGCGGUCGCUAACUGGCAGCCACUCGUCCCACAGUAACCUGUCACAUUCAUCUGUGACCUCUGACCUCCUCGGUACAGACGACGUCGAAGGUCCCAUCUCUGCCCAGCAUGCCAAGGUUGCAGAGAGGCACUCCAGCAGCAGCACUGACAUCCAAGCACUUCGGAUGCAGGCCUCAUUUCGUCCCUGGGCUUCGGCCAGCCAGGGCGGAGGGAUGUGCAGCGACUCAGAAAGUGCUGGAGGGAGCAGUGAGUCCCGCUCCAUGGACUCACCCACUGCAAGUCCAGGAGACUUCAAGAGGAGAUUACCCAGAACCCCCUCCACUGGCACCAUGUCGUCUGCUGAUGACCUGGAUGAGAGAGAGCCUCCUUCACCCUCUGAUAACGGUCUAAGUGAGAUGGUAAUCGAAUCAGCCAGCUCCCCAGGUCCCUUUAGAAACACCCAGAUGUCCAGGGCUGCUCAAACCCACAAGUUGAGGAAGCUCAGAGCGCCGUCCAAGUGUCGAGAGUGCGACAGCCUGGUGGUGUUUCAUGGAGCAGAGUGCGAGGAGUGUUCGUUAGCCUGCCAUAAGAAGUGUCUGGAAACCCUGGCCAUCCAGUGUGGCCAUAAGAAGCUCCAGGGGAGGCUCCACCUCUUCGGCAUCGACUUCACACAGGCAGCUAAGAACAGCCAGGAUGGCAUCCCCUUCAUCAUACGGAAGUGUACAUCGGAAAUCGAGAACAGAGCGCUCAACAUUAAGGGUAUCUACCGCGUGAAUGGUGCCAAGUCUCGAGUAGAGAAGCUGUGCCAGGCUUUUGAGAAUGGCAAGGACCUGGUGGAGCUCUCCGAUCUUUAUCCCCACGACAUCAGCAACGUACUCAAACUCUACUUGAGACAGCUUCCAGAGCCCCUCAUCCUGUUCCGCUAUUAUAAUGACUUCAUUGGUCUGGCAAAGGAAAGCCAGAGGAUCAUUGUGGAGGAACUGGAGGCAAUGCGGCUCAGUCCCACCCCAGUGCCCCCGGCCCAGGUCAGCGUCGAUCUCAACCGCGUCCUCUUCAAAAUCAAGGACCUGCUGAGGCAGCUGCCACCAGCUCAUUACAAGACACUGCAGUUCCUCAUAGAGCAUCUGCACCGGGUGACGGAGCAGUCAGAGGAGAAUAAAAUGACAGCCAGCAACCUGGGCAUCAUCUUUGGCCCAACACUGAUCAAACCAAGGCAGGCAGAUGCCGACGUUUCCCUUUCCUCUCUGGUGGAUUACCCAUAUCAGGCACUCAUUGUUGAGCUCCUGAUCAGACACUACCAGAUGAUCUUUGAUACCCCUCUUAGUCCCCUGAGCGGCACCUCACCUACAGAGAUCGAUGCCCAACGCCUUGACACACGCCUCAACCAACAGGAGAAGGAGCAGCAGCUGAGCCGGCACUCAAAGUCGCUGGGAGACAUUAAGGAGCAGAGCUCUAAGGUGUAUAAGAGACAUUCCUCCAUAAUUCCCUCCUCCCACUUAUUGGCUGAGGUUCAGGAAACCACGCCAAGCUUCGACGGAAGUGACUUUGAACCUGUUGAUGAAGUGGAUUUGGAAGCCUUCAAUGGGGUUUUGUCAUCAGACGUCCCAGAGGUCCCGAAACCUGGCGAGAGAGGCCUCUGCCGUUCUCAGCAUGUCACCGUCGCCAGAGUCCAGCUCCGACACCCUCGCAAUAAACUCUCCUCCCGGCCAAUGAGCAUGCCAGCUGAACGGUUACACAACCGAGGCCAAGUAGACGAGAACAACACCCGGAACAGCACCGACCAAGGCGACAGGAAAGGAGGCAGUUUUGAUCAGUCCAUUGAAGAGGUGGAUGAAACUGAGAGUACAAAAUUGCGAGUGGGCACGCAUUACCGGAGUACAUUCAUUGACACUCAGACGUUACGCAGAACUUGGGACAAACAGUACAAGCAUGAGGUUACUUCCAGAACUGUCAGAAUUGUGGCCAGUUCGCCCACAGAGAGUACGGCAGUGGACCCCAGCAACUUAUCAAGUUCUGUGCCCGUAUCCUCAUCAUCUUUCUCCCUUGGAAGUACUGGGAGCAACAUGAACACCAUCUUCCCUAACAGACCUUACACUGUCGCAGUGCGACCUAGCAGGACUUUAAGAAGGGAGGACAAUGUAACCAAGUACAGCCCCACUUCAACAGCUUUCAGGGCUCCCAGGACACUUCAGCCUCCCCCAGGGACGUUCUACAAGCCCCCAUCAGGGAGCAAAGCUAAAGUGCUGCAGAGCUGUGUUUUAGCUAACAGCGCAGAGGAAGAAGAUGAUGAGGAGGAUGAUGACGAGGAGGAGGAGGAGUUGGGGAUUGAGAUAGAGGUGUCUGUAGAUGAGCCUCUUGAGGAAGACAACGAGGCUGAGCCAUCUCAGUCUCCCAGCUCUAGUCCUGAGGAGCUGGGCCCAAACCAGGCCAAACCAGUAUACCAGAGACUACGGCCCAGACGCCUCCAAGAGGUCGAACAUCGAGAGGCUCAUUUUGUGUGAUCAUCUGAGAGUCAUGGGUUAUCAGAGAUCUAAAAAAAACAGUGCUCAAAUGUGAUCAAUGUGUGCCAUAUUCAUCUGCAUUGACGCUGCAAAGACAAUUUCCAGAUGUACUAUGAUUGUGGGCCCCAUGCGGACAAUUAUAUGUACCCUUUGUCCUGACAAGACAAACAAGAUGCACUUAAAAAAAAAUGCUGUAUAUUUUAGCCUGAUUGACCAAUAAUUCAUUUACCAAUCACUUGCUCAGUACACUCUGGCACCUUGUCAGAAUAUUUAUAAUUUUUUUUUAAACUGUGCAAUUACAUUUUUAUUCAAAUAUUUUGUACCAAGUUGUUCCAGGCUCACUAUGUAUGUUUAUAUACCAAAAAAAACUGUUUGAAUUGUUACAAUAGUGCAUAUAGCCACAACACUGAAAAAAAAAAUGUUUGGUGCACUUAUCAAUACUCUCACACAGAUCUGUUCUGAGUCAUGUUUCUACCUACUGUGAGUCAGAAUGUUUUAAACUGUUACAUUUAGGUUAUAAUUAAUCAUUUUGCUAAUAACUUGUAUAUAAAGCAAUAUAUUGAUCGUUGUUACAUGCUGCACUGGGUAUCUACAUUGGCAUUUGUUGAUGCUAUGGAGCACCAGUUGCAGAGGGUAUACAUCCACUUGUUUUUAUACUGUUGAACUUUUAUGGUGUCAACUUACACUGAUCUGAAAAGCUUUUAGAAAUGCCUCUGGAUUGUAUAAUGGCAUUAUCUGUCUUAUUUUGAUAUAACAUUUCUUCAUAGCCAAAGCUGUUUUUUUUCUUUUUACAACUGAAUUAGUUAAAUAACCUAAACCUUACAGGUUCUUUGUAAGUAAUAGGAAGUGCAGCAUUUAUUUAAAUGGUAUCUGUUUUUCAUGGUAAUGUACAAGGUUGACAGAAUGUUGGAAAGUUCAGUGUAAAAAAAAAACAGGUACAUGAAAACAAACACCCUUUUGUAACUUAUUAAAAUAUAUCUGACAACUUCCA